GAUUGGUGCAUAGUUCGUUGGUCUGUCGUUCCUGAAGAUUUCGAGCCGUGUGAUUGGCUGCGAGUCAGGUGACGAACAACAAAAACUUGUCGAACAGCGAGCAAGGAAGAGGCGAGCGAGCAAAGAAACGAAUGAAGUAAAAUAAAAAUUAAAAUUAAAAUUAAAAUAAAGGAACCGUGUCAAAUUAAAAGUAAUAUGAAGAAACGGAUACCUUCAGGCGACCAUGUUAUUCUCAGGGAUUUAAACGCAAGACUGUUGAAGGUAUUCAGAUAGAUAAAAACGGUCAUUUUACUUGGGAACUGGGCUAUUAAGUUUUGACUUAGUUAAGGAAAAUUAAUAAACUACAAAAUACGAAAGGUAUAGGGGGAUGGGGUCCCUAGGCAGCAGGCUGGUUGGCGUGGGGGGGGCAGGCAGCCCCCAGCAGUCGAGGCGCGGGUGCGAGUGCAGGAAGAGGAAGCGCAGCUCGGGGUGUCAGUGUGACAGCGAGAGCGAGGAGGACGGGGACAGCCUGCUCAACACCCCGCGCAGGAAGAAGUUGAAAAGCACUUCAUGGUACAUUUACCAGACGCUGUUUCUGAACGGAGAGAACAGCGAUAUCCAGAUCUGUGCGCUGGGGCAAGAGUGGAACCUGCACAAAGUCUACCUGUGCCAGUCAGGGUAUUUCUCCAGCAUGUUCAGUGGUUCCUGGAAGGAGUCCAGUAUGAACGUUAUUGAGCUGGAGAUACCGGACCAGAACAUCGACACCGAGGCUCUGCAGGUGGCGUUUGGGUCUCUGUACCGGGACGAUGUUCUGAUCAAGCCCAGUCGAGUGGUCACGAUCCUGGCCGCCGCCUGCAUGCUUCAGCUGGACGGUUUGAUCCAGCAGUGUGGAGAGACCAUGAAGGAGACUAUCAAUGUGAAGACGGUCUGUGGCUAUUACACCUCCGCGGGGACCUACGGACUGGACUCUGUGAAGAAAAAGUGUCUGGAGUGGCUUCUCAAUAACCUGAUGACUCACCAGAGCGUGGAUCUAAUGAAAGAGCUCAGUGCAGGGCUGAUGGAGCAGCUGAUCGGCUCUCCAGACCUGUUUGUGAUGCAGGUUGAGAUGGACGUCUACACUGCGCUCAAAAAGUGGAUGUUCCUGCAGCUUGUGCCCUCCUGGAGUGGUCCCCAGAAGCAGCUCCUGGCUGAUGCAGAUGGCUGGAUCGCCAAGAAAAGGAAAGAGCUGGCCUCGGGAGAUGCGUUCCUGGAGUCGGAGCAGGGAGCUGUCUUCGCCCCCGUGUUCAGACACGUCCGGCUGCAGUACGUCAUCAACGACCUGGCCUCCGCCAAGAUAGUGGAGCGAGACGCCAUCCUUCACACCGACUGGUUGUCAGCGGUCUACAAGCAGCAGUGGUUUGCCAUGCUGAGGACAGAGCAUGACAAUGACCUUGGCCCUCAGGAAGCCAACAAGGAGGAGUUUGAGGUGAGCAGUAUGCGCUGCGGCAGGAAGCUGGCCAAGGACGGAGACUACUGCUGGAGAUGGACAGGGUUUAACUUUGGGUUCGAUCUGCUGGUCACCUACACCAACCGCUUCAUUGUCUUCAAGAGGAACACUCUGAGCCAGCCGUGCGGGGGGUCUGUGAGCCUGCAGCCUCGCAGGAACAUUGCCUACAGGCUGCGUCUCGCCUCCUUCGAUGGCAGCGGGAAGGUUAUCUGCAGCCGCUCCACUGGCUAUCAGGUGCUGGCUCUGGAGAAAGACCAGGAGUAUGUUGUGAUGAAUCUGGACAGUCGGCUUCUUGCAUUCCCACUCUACAUCGGCUGCAACUUCCUGUACAUCUCCCCGGCCAGCAGGAGGCAGGAGAGCGCAGAGCCGGAGAGCAGCAGCAGCACCGCGUCCUGACACUGCCCUCCUGCUGUUCGUCUGUCUUGUCAGACCACAGAGCCCAGCAGCAGCAGCACUGACUGACUGACAAAACAUCAGGGAUACGCAGAGCAGCUCCUGUUUGUCUACAUGCUUCCUACCUGGAGAAACGGAUUUCUGUUCAUUUGCCAACCCAGACAAACCACAAUUUAAUUAAUAAUGUAAAUAUGUUAAUUUGUGUUUUGUUUAUAUAUAUAUAUAUAUAUAUAUAUAUAUAUAUAUAUAUAUAUAUAUAUAUAUAUAUAAAAAAUGAUAUGAUUUACACCUAGCGGUAGGGGUUGUAUUGCUCAUUCUUGCUGUUUAUAUGAUGACUUCUUAAAGUUAAAUAUCAACUAACCCAGUACGAAGCACUCGGAGCAGCAAUCUCUGAGACCUAAGACCAAAAUGCUGAGGUCCUUCUCUUGUGAGUUGGGGAGGGGGCGUUGAAUUGCUGCAACCAAGCAUUUUCCAUCUCAAGACCCGGUAUUUCAAUUCCAGGCUGGUCAACGCAAGUUAACAAAGAAAUUAAUAAAUAAAUCAGACAUGGAGGAGAGUGGGCAUUGAAUUGAGCCACCAGGACUUGAGACUUGAAUCCGCUCCGGUUCUGCAUGCUCUCUGUGAGACUGGCGAUGGCUCUCCGGUUCUGAAGCGGCUCUGUGAUGCCUGUACCAGGCUCUCCUCCCCUCGGCUCAACACCUCUUCCUUGCGCUGCUGUUUUUACAAUCUGGGAACAAACUCAGCUCGGACCAAAGCAGGAGGUGUUGGGAUCCUGCCUUCUGUUUACUAAAGAAUGUAGUAAUAAAUUAGGGCAACAGUCUUGAUGAAGAAUUUAGCAUUGUCUGUAUCAGCAGGUUCUAUAAAUCCACAGUAACAUUGGCGUAACUCGGGGUUUGUGAAACCUGCUGUAAACAAGACUUCUCAAAACUUUGAAUGUAGUACUGCAUUUCGAUUCAGUGCUAGUGUAGAUCUCAUAUGAGCACAUUUGAAUGUAGUACUGCAUUUCGAUUCAGUGCUAGUGUAGAUCUCAUAUGAGCACAUUUGAAUGUAGUACUGCAUUUCGAUUUAGUGCUAGUGUAGAUCUCAUAUGAGCACAUUUGAAUGUAGUACUGCAUUUCGAUUCAGUGCUAGUGUAGAUCUCAUAUGAGCGCAUUUGAAUGUAGUACUGCAUUUCGAUUCAGUGCUAGUGUAGAUCUCAUAUGAGCACAUUUGAAUGUAGUACUGCAUUUCGAUUCAGUGCUAGUGUAGAUCUCAUAUGAGCACAUUUGAAUGUAGUACUGCAUUUCGAUUUAGUGCUGGUGUAGAUCUCAUAUGAGCACAUUUGAAUGUAGUACUGCAUUUCGAUUCAGUGCUAGUGUAGAUCUCAUAUGAGCACAUUUGAAUGUAGUACUGCAUUUCGAUUUAGUGCUAGUGUAGAUCUCAUAUGAGCACAUUUGAAUGUAGUACUGCAUUUCGAUUCAGUGCUAGUGUAGAUCUCAUAUGAGCACAUUUGAAUGUAGUACUGCAUUUCGAUUCAGUGCUAGUGUAGAUCUCAUAUGAGCACAUUUGAAUGUAGUACUGCAUUUCGAUUUAGUGCUAGUGUAGAUCUCAUAUGAGCACAUUUGAAUGUAGUACUGCAUUUCGAUUUAGUGCUAGUGUAGAUCUCAUAUGAGCACAUUUUGUUUUUACUUGAAUGAUUUUCAUUUGAACUCGGAGGUCUGCUAUUCCUUUAGUCUUCUCUGAUGCGUUCCUUUGUAGUGUUAUGGUCAGGAUUAGAAACACCAACAGUCUUUGGUUUCACUCAUUCAGUUAUGUGCUGGUCAUUUCAAUAACAGACUUCAUGGAGGGCUGUUCUGAAACCCAGGACUAGGGAGUUUCUAAUUGUUUUUGUUUGUUGGAGCAAUUUGUUCUUCCCCCCUCAUAGUUUACACCUGUACCUCGACCCACUUCAACACAGGGUUUGAUUUGGACGUCUGCACUGUAAAAUUAUAGAUUUUCUUUCUUUCUUUUUUAUUUUUUCAUCUCCUGUCCGUCAACGUUUUUAGUUUGGAAGGUGCAGGUGCUCAAUGUGUUGUUAUUAAUAUAAACUAUUUUUUCACAUUUAUAUAAAUUACUUCCAGACAAGCGGAGAUGGUGUGUGUUGUUUUUAAUUUCUAUGAGAAGGGACACGGUCAAACCUCACCUAUUGUGAGCCAGCUGGAAUCUGAGUUCUGUGCAUAUCUUGGUUCAAAGUUACAUGUAACAAUAUACUUUGUUUCUACUGAAAGGCUGGUUAUACAUAUUAGCUGUACAGAAUAACAGUGAGACUGCAUGCAAACAUUCGAACAAAAAAUACUUUUGUUUCCAGCACAUUCUUACAUGUUUAACAGAAUAAUAAUACAUCACACCUUUGAUCACAUCAAGGAAAGAAAGGGUCUGUUGAUACAAGGUUGGAGAAUCUAUAUCCCUCUACUUCACAUAUUUCAAUAGGACCCUAGCAUUUUUUUUUUUUCACACAGAUGUGCACUUGUAUAAUGUUGGUUCAGAAAUGGUGUUAUUGAGAUCUGCUGCUGCUUAAAUAGAUUGAUUCGACCACCAGCGGCCCCUGGGAGUGAAGCUUAAGGGGUCUGGACAUCACAACGCAAAGAAAAAUAAAAAAAAUUCAAUCUUGUUAUUUUAAUAGAAAAAAAAAACAUUUUUAAACUUGAUUAUUUUUCUAGUUCAACAGUAAGAAGUCAUACGUCACAUCAAACCAAUAGCCAUUAAUUCCCAAUGUGGCUCCUGUCCCUUGAUCUUUUAACCCUUUCAGUCGUGGAGGUCCUGCCUUAGCGCUGUAUGUUAACAACGUUUCUGUAUUGUAGUGAUAAAAGGCAAGUAUGAAAAAUAUUAUAUCAGAUGUAUUGUAUACAAGUGAGUGCAAACAUGUUUCAUCAUUUUGAGGCCAAAGAUUCCUCCAAUGUUAUCACACACGUUAUUAUUCAAUGUGUGGGGUUUAGAAUUCUUAAAAUGCUGACGGGACUUUGAAGUCCCAUGUACCAAAAUAAAUGUAAAAAAAAAUGCAUUUGUCCUGUUCUUAUGUACACUUAAUAAAUGAGUUACUUUUUUAA
This is a messenger RNA of Acipenser ruthenus (sterlet), 4923 nucleotides long. Its product is annotated as germ cell-less protein-like 1. NCBI's taxonomy places the organism in Eukaryota, Metazoa, Chordata, Actinopteri, Acipenseriformes, Acipenseridae. The coding region runs from base 368 to 1861 and encodes 497 amino acids. Gene Ontology annotation, molecular function: protein binding. Gene Ontology annotation, biological process: germ cell development. The transcript has 15 exons. The record is from RefSeq and is a predicted model, not a curated record.